AUGAGUUCAAUUGAAAAUACAAUAUUCUUGUUCUUAACAAUUUUAGUUGCUAGCAUUGUCCCUAGCAUCUCACAAUCAUGGAAAUCAUACGGGUUUUCAAAACACAUCAAUUAUACAGUUUGUGAAGAUUUUUCUGAUCUUGAAUCCUCAUUGUAUUGGAAUUAUCAUCCUUCAUCAAAUAUAGUCGAUGUUUCAUUUAACAAAGCCAACACAAAGGAUUCAAAUUGGGUUGCAUUGGCCAUCAAUCCUACUUUAAAUGGCAUGUUGGGUUCACAAGCAUUCGUUGCAAUUCAUACAUCAAAUGUUACCAUCAGAGCAUACAUAUCUCCAAAAACCAGUUAUGUGACAAUGUUACAAGAGGGUAAUCUCAGUUUUUCAGUUUAUAGCCUUUCUGCUUCAUACACCCUUAGGUCUCACUCUUUCUCACUCUCCAAUCUUCGAUCCUAUGGAACCAUUAAUUUCAUAUCCGACAAGGUUUCUAAAGUCACUAAAGAUGUGAACUCACAAACUGUGUUGAGAAAUGUGUUUGACUUUUUAGGAGACACUUGGUUUCACCUACAUCUAGCAUGCCAAUCAUUGGCCUUUUUUAUCGUUAUUGUUGGGUUUGGGACUGGUUUGUAUAUUGGAAAACAUUAUGGGGUUCAUCAUGCUCCUCUUCAAUGCGUUGGAAUCAUUCUAAUGUGUCUUGCAUCUGCACAAAUUUGUGUUGCUGUGUUUUUUGGGCCUAAGAAGGAUCACAAGUAC
This is a messenger RNA of Vigna umbellata (rice bean), 744 nucleotides long. The record is from RefSeq and is a predicted model, not a curated record. NCBI's taxonomy places the organism in Eukaryota, Viridiplantae, Streptophyta, Magnoliopsida, Fabales, Fabaceae.